Messenger RNA from Leptopilina heterotoma, 5222 nucleotides. Its product is annotated as glycogen debranching enzyme. The record is from RefSeq and is a predicted model, not a curated record. Lineage: Eukaryota; Metazoa; Arthropoda; Insecta; Hymenoptera; Figitidae. The transcript is spliced from 24 exons. Gene Ontology annotation, molecular function: amylo-alpha-1,6-glucosidase activity; 4-alpha-glucanotransferase activity. Bases 404 to 5146 code for a protein of 1580 amino acids. Gene Ontology annotation, biological process: glycogen biosynthetic process; glycogen catabolic process.
AAAAUUGUUUAUUUUAUUUCUUUAUUAUUAUGAUUGAUAAUUAUCAAUUAUAAUUGUAUUGAACGAAUAAUAAUUUUUAUAAUUUGUUUAAAGAGUGUUUAGUAUAUAAAUUAUGAGAAACUAUUGAAUAAUGAUACAUUUUUGUAACGUUUGGAUUAACUCCAUGAUUAACUCAUAACUUGGAACAUAACCUACAAAGAAAACCGCCCCCGCAUUUAUGACCUUCACAUUUUUUUCUCAUUCAAAUAGAGGUCAAAUUUGAAAUAAACAAUUGUUUAUAAAGUAUCAUUAGAGUAUUUCUAUCAUUAUCGUAUGUCACAUAUAUUAGUAGAUUUAUUCUCUAUUUCAUGAACAAACACGACUUUACAUAACGUACAAGACUACAAAUAAGAAAACAACGACAAUGGAAGGAUCGUCUAACGACUGUCGAAAUGUUGAGCAAAUAAGAGUGUUAAGUUUAAAUAAAGGAGAACAUCAAGAUGGAACUUUGUACAGACUCAAGAAAGAAUGGCAAGUUCAAUUCAGAUUAGGACCAUCGCUUCUGGGGAAGAAAAUUGAUAUUUUCGUGAAUCAUCCAUUGAUGAAGGAGCAAAAAUACGAGAGACAUGUUUAUCGACAACUAAAAUGGAACAACGAAACAGCAAAUUUAAAUUUAACUUCAGCUGGAUCGUUCCAUUACUAUGCAACGGAUAGAAAAAUGGAAAAUGGUGCAAAGGCCAUUGCAUCAGGAUAUCUUUUAGUUGAUCCAGAAUUAAGAGUUGGUAAAAAUGAAGAACUGCCUAUCGAUUGUAUUCAGUGUCACACAGUUUUGGCAAAAUGUCUUGGACCAUUUUCCACCUGGGAAAAUAAACUUUUGGUCUCAAAGAACUCUGGUUAUAAUAUGAUUCAUUUCACUCCGAUUCAGGAAUUGGGAGCCUCGAGGUCUUCGUAUAGUUUGAGCGAUCAACUGAAACUGAAUUCCACAUUCAGUAGCGGUGGUAAGGAAACAACAUUCGACGAUGUCGAGGCUUUGACGAAAAAAAUGCGCAGUGAAUGGAACGUACUCAGCAUUUGUGAUAUUGUCCUGAAUCACACGGCGAAUGAGAGUUCUUUUCUCCUAACGAAUCCGGAAUGCACUUACAAUUGUUCAAAUUGUCCAUAUUUACGUGCAUCUUAUCUUUUGGAUGCAACACUCUUUGAAUUGACCAUUCAAGUUUCAGCUGGCGAAUGGGAAAUGAAAGGUAUUCCCGCCAUAGUCGAAACCGAGGAACAUCUCAAUAGUAUUCGUUACGCACUUCACUCACAUUUCCUGCCAUUAAUUAAAAUUAACGAACUGUAUAUUUUGGAUAUUAAUGAAACUGUCGCUGAAUUUCUCAGCCUUGCCAGAAAUCAAAUGCCACACGAGGAAUCGGACAUGGAAAAGGAGACUAUCAAAAUUAUUCAAGAUCCGGAAUUUCGUAGAUUGAAGUCAACCAUCGACAAGACACUCGCUUUACGAUUAUACAACACUUAUAGAGCCGAUUGUUUCGACGAAGACACUCGUUUGAAACGUUGCGCGGAGGAUCUCAGGAAAAAAUUACAGGAAUUAAAUGACGCAAUUAUAAACGAAGUGCAAAAUAAUUUGAACGCUGCGGUUGAAAAUACUAUCGCUGGCAUUCGCUAUUUUCGAGUGCAAUCCGAUGGACCAAGAGUUCGAGAGAUUAGCGAAAGAAAACCUCUCGUUCCAAGAUAUUUCACUGAUUUUGGAGCACCGAGGAAUUUAGCCGAAAGAGAGGCAACAAUGUACUCUGACGCUGGUCGUUACUUAAUGGCACACAACGGUUGGGUGAUGAAUAGUGAUCCUUUGAAGAAUUUCGCCGACUCUGAUUCCAAUGUUUAUAUACGCAGGGAAUUAAUAGCCUGGGGUGAUAGUGUUAAACUCAGAUAUGGCGAAAAACCAGAGGAUUCUCCAUUCUUAUGGAAACGAAUGUCGAAUUAUGUUCAACAAAUGGCGAAAAUUUUUGAUGGUGUGAGAUUGGAUAAUUGUCACUCGACUCCUAUUCCAAUUGCGGAGUACCUUUUGGACGAAGCGAGAAAAGUGAAACCCGAUUUGUACGUUGUGGCUGAAUUAUUUACCAAUUCCGAUCAUAAGGACAAUAUUUUUGUGAAUCGUCUUGGAAUCACUUCACUUAUCAGAGAAGCGAUGUCUGCUUGGGACAGUCAUGAAGAAGGUCGAUUAGUUUAUCGUUAUGGAGGUGAACCCGUUGGGGCAUUUUUGCAAUCUCGUGUUCGUCCCUUAGUUCCAAGCAUUGCUCAUGCACUUUUCCUGGAUUUAACACACGAUAAUCCGAGUCCUGUCGAAAAACGUAGUGUUUUCGAUUUAAUGCCAAGCGCUGCCCUUGUCUCGAUGGCGUGCUGUGGCAGUGGAAGCAAUCGAGGAUAUGACGAACUUGUCCCUCACCAUAUACAUGUGGUGGAUGAAGAAAGACAGUACGCGUCCUGGACUGACGAUCAUGAAAUAGAAGAAAAGGAUGAAUCUUCCGUAGGAUUAAAAUCUGGAAUAAUUGCUGCCAAACGAGCCCUCAAUAAUCUUCACAAUAAUUUAGGACGAGAAAAAUUCUCUCAAGUUUUUGUGGAUCAAAUGGAUCCGGAUGUGGUUGCAGUGACAAGACACUCUCCGCAUACACACGAAAGUGUCGUCUUAGUUGCAUUCACUGCAUUCAAGCAUCCUGAUCCAAAUGCAAAUGACCUUCGUCGUCACGUAAGGCCUCUGCGAGUUGAAGGAGUUGUCGAAGAAAUUAUUCUCGAGGCAUCUCUGGCUCAUAAAGACGUCAAAAACGGAGUCUCGCCUUUUCGCUAUCCGGAAAAAUACGUUCAGGAUGAAAAGACAAUCAAUGGAAUUAAUGAGUACUCAGUGAAAAUAAAGGAACAUAUUCAAAUGUGUGAUUCUUCAAUAUUGGAAAAAGUUGAUUCAGGUGAUCCGAAAAUUACUCAGUUGAAUUUUAUUAACUUCCAACCAGGAUCAGUUGUGGCGAUUCGAGUUUCGCUUCAUGUGAAUAUAAAACCAUCUCUUUCAAAAUUACAAAAUACUAUUGCCACAUUGACAUCUUCAAAAAAUUCUGAAUUAGAAGUUAUCGUUUCGCGAAUAAAUCUUGCUGGCUUGAAUAAAGCUCUGUACCAUUGUGAUCAAGAGGAACGAGACGAGACAAAUAAUCAAUUUGGAGUUUAUGAUAUCCCUCGUUAUGGACCUCUUGUCUACGCAGGUCUUCAAGGUAUUCUUUUUCAACAGAUUUGUAAUUUUAAAAUUUGCGACUAUUCACCUUUUUUUUACUUACAUUCAUUUUUGUCAAUUUUAGGUAUAAUUUCCCUUCUGGCUGAUAUUCGACCAAAUAACGAUCUUGGACAUCCGUUGUGUGCAAAUCUGAGGGACGGAAAUUGGCUAAUUGAUUACUUGUCGACUCGUCUGAAAAAUGAUGAAAUGACAUCAUCUCUUGGCAAAUGGUUAGAAACAACUUUUGAACCUCUAAAAUCAAUUCCCCGCUACUUGGUACCCAGUUAUUUUGACGUGAUUCUCGUUAAUGUUUACACUGCAUUACUCGACCAAUGUUAUGCUUCAUUAUCAAGCUUCGUGAAGGAUGGAUCGACAUUUAUAAAAUUAUUAUCACUUGUCUCUGUACAAGUUGGCGGUAUUGUGAAAUCAGCGCAACUUCCGGAUUUAUCACCAAAUUUGGAUCCACCGAAACCAAUUGUCAAACAAACAAAUGACACGAAGGAACAAAUUUGUUUGACAUUGUCUGCUGGUUUGCCUCAUUUCGCCACUGGUUAUAUGCGUAAUUGGGGAAGAGAUACAUUUAUUGCUCUCCGAGGACUUUUCUUAUUAACUGGAAGAUUUGAUGAAGCGAGAUUCAUUAUUCUUGGCUACGCCGGAACACUUAGACACGGUUUAAUUCCAAAUUUACUUGACAAAGGAAAAUGUGCGAGAUACAACUGCCGUGAUGCAAUUUGGUGGUGGCUCUACACUAUUCAAUGUUACGUUCAAGACGUGCCCAAUGGUCUCAAAAUUCUCUCUGACAAAAUUUCAAGACUUUAUCCCACUGACGAUUCAGCUCCAUUGCCUGCUGGCGAAGUUGAUCAACCUUUGUAUGACGUGAUUCAAGAAGCGUUGACAAUUCACUUUCAAGGUUUGUGCUUUAGAGAGAGAAAUGCAGGAAAACAAAUUGACGAGCACAUGUCAGAUCGAGGAUUUAAUAACCAAAUUGGUGUUCAUCCUGACACUGGAUUCAUUUUCGGUGGCAAUGACGCGAAUUGUGGCACGUGGAUGGAUAAAAUGGGUUCUUCCGAGAAAUCCGGAAAUAAAGGGAAACCCGCGACACCCAGAGAUGGAUCGGCAGUGGAAAUUGUUGGACUUAGUAAAAGCACUUUGAGCUUUUUAGCUGAAUUAUAUAAGCAAAAUCUCUUCCCUUACGGUAGCGUGCAAAGGAAAAAUCGCGAUGGUUCUGUAAUUACCUGGAGCUACAAACAAUGGGCUGAUAAAAUUGCUACCAAUUUUGAAAUGUACUUUUACGUUCACGAAGAAGCAAAGGAUGGUGAAUUACGUCCGGAUUUGAUACACAGACGAGGAAUAUUUAAAGAUAGUCACGGAGCCACUCAACCGUGGGCUGAUUAUCAAUUGAGACCGAAUUUCGCCAUCGCUAUGGUUGCUGCUCCGGAUAUGUUUAAUCCAAAACAUGCUUGGAUUGCACUGAAGAAAACUGAAGAAAUUCUUCUGGGACCACUAGGAAUGAAGACACUAGACCCAGCCGAUUGGGGUUACAAUGGUUAUUACGAUAAUGCGAAUGAUUCGAAUGAUCCUAAAGUGUCACAUGGUUGGAACUAUCACCAGGGUCCGGAAUGGGUUUGGCCAAUUGGUUUCUUCCUUCGAGCUCGAUUACAUUUUGCUCCAUUAGUUGGUGGUAAAGAGGAAUUAAAAAGAACUAUCGAAUCAACGGAAGCGAUAAUUUCCCGACAUCUCAUUGAAGCUUCCACUAAUCAUUGGCGAGGACUUCCCGAACUUACAAAUAAGGAUGGUGAUUAUUGCCGUGACAGUUGUCGUACACAAGCUUGGAGCGCUUCUACAAUUUUAGAGGUUUUACACGAUUUGCAGAAGUUAAAAAAAGAGUUUAAAAUUGACGACGAAAUUGAGAAUUGAUACAAUUUUGCGUGUGUUCACCACCGCUAUUUACACUUAGAAUAUGAAAAAUUAGAGAAUGAGCAAAAUGUAGACA